This is a messenger RNA of Coccinella septempunctata (seven-spotted ladybird), 2203 nucleotides long. RefSeq lists its product as uncharacterized. NCBI's taxonomy places the organism in Eukaryota, Metazoa, Arthropoda, Insecta, Coleoptera, Coccinellidae. The record is from RefSeq and is a predicted model, not a curated record. Gene Ontology annotation, cellular component: cytoplasmic microtubule; centrosome; midbody. The transcript has a single exon. Bases 129 to 1967 code for a protein of 612 amino acids. Gene Ontology annotation, biological process: mitotic spindle midzone assembly; positive regulation of cytokinesis; cytoplasmic microtubule organization. Gene Ontology annotation, molecular function: microtubule binding.
ACCACAGCGUUUCAGCAAGUAGAAAGUGAAUAGAAAGCUAGCGUUACCGAUAACAAUCGAUGACACUUCCAGUUGUCUAAAUUCUCAUAAGUAACAAAUGUCAAAAUUAUUGUAAAUCCAACUAAAUCAUGAGUUCUGAAGCAACUGAAAAUUUAUUCCUACUCGAAUUCCUGGUGGACAGCCUAGAAUUGGCCCCGCAAUGCGAGUGUGCGAGCCCCCCGGGGGAGACUUGCGUCGCCUUCACGUUCCUGGACAACGCACCGUUGGAGAUAUGCGAGGAAGACUUCAGCCCGGCCAUGCGUUACGGCCAGGACAACGCGCGUCUGAAGAGCGGAAAGUCCUGCUUGUUCUCCCUGACAGCCGAUCAAGUAGCGGCGCUAUCUGCAGAGUUCGACGUUACGGUGUCAGUCCUUAAAAAAAUGCAGUCUGGUUGGCUUCCCGAUAAGAUACAGGUGGGCGCCGCAGUCAUAUCAAUCGCGAACCUGUUCACCGAAAUGAUCCAGAGCAUACAGGAAUCCACGGCGCCGGAAAGUCCCACCUCCAAAACCCUGAAAGACGUUUUCGAAAUCUUCAACACCGAAGGUACCCAAGUCGGCAAGAUAGGCGUCUACAUCCGCAUGUCCUGUUUCGGAAAAUUGAUAGUGACUCAGUUCCAGAUGAAUUUCGACGAUAAGUCCGUUCUUUUCAAGGACAAGGAGGGUAAAUCCCUGUACCGUUACAAGAAGGCGCCUAGAGGCAAAGAACACAAGAUUGACGAUAUGGGAGGAGGUGAAUGCGACUCGGAAUGCCCUUAUGCUCCUUGCGCGACAGAGGAACCUUCUCCAAUUGACGAAGGCUGCGCUCCAAGCUGCCCAGGUUUGCCACCACCGUCUCCAGCUCCUUGCCCUGCUCUAGCGAAUAAAGAAACGGCGAUAAGUCGCGUCAGUGUUGGAGUAAACCCGGACGUGCCACCCUGUAUAGAAUGUAUGGGAAAGUCCGACGCCCCCUGCGUUUCCCAACAAGUUGGAACCAUGGGUAUGCCUCAGAUGGGCUUGGGUUUCCCGCCACCCAUGGGCAUGCCUCCCAUGAUGCCCGGUAUGGGUAUGCCAGGGAUGGGUAUGCCGUUCCCCUCAGCCAUGACCCCUUGCAACGAAUGCGGAAUGCUGCCCGACCCCCCCUGCAUGCAAGGGAUGAUGGGAGGCUACGGAGGGAUGCAGCAAGGACUCAUGGGCUGUUCGCCGUCCUGCGAUGGGAUCCAGCAUCUCCUCGAGGCGCAACAACAACAAAAAGGUAUGCAAAAUCCUCCCGGUCCACCACCGGGCAACUAUCAAGAGAUAGGCGCCACUUUGGGAACGAAUAAACUCACCAUCAGGGUUCACAAAAACAGCAAGGUGGAACCCUGCGAAGGAAACCCGGCGAAAAUCACCAACAAUCCAAACCAACCAAACCAACCAAACCAACCAAACAAAACUGACAAUAAAGUUUCAGGAGGUGAUUCCUGCACCUGCUGCCCGGGCGCCACCGCUGAAAGACAGAGGAAGAAGGAGCAAAUGGGCCAGCAGCAACCCCAGCUCCAGACCCAGGCCUACAACAUGGGGCUGGGGAUCCCCCAGGGCGACUCCAGGAUCCCGUUCUCCUUCAAGAUGGGUUGCAUGGGUCAGGGGGCGGGCGGAGCGGCCGGUAAGAACGUGAUGGUCCAACCGCCCACCACGAUAGCCGCGGACGGCACCCAGUUCACCGAAAUCUCCGACCCCGACAAGGAUCUGUUCAUUCUGAGGAUCGGGAAGAAAUCCGAAGGGAUAGACAAGAAGAACAACCUGGAACUGGAGCUGUGCACCCCCAGGGCGCCGGAUUACAAGCCGCAGCCCAAGCAGGAGACCAGGGACACGCAGUUCGACGAAAGCGACCUCCCAGAAGGGGGCGGCGGUAAGAAGGGCGACAAGAAAGGCAAAGGAAAAGACAAAGGAAAGAAGGGCAAAAAGAAGUGAUAAACCUACCUGAAAUUUCAUCAUCUUAUCAGCCAUCUGAAGGCGCAGGUCGUGGCCGAAUUUAACGGUGGUGGGGGUUGGAAACUAACAAAACGGCGUGCCAUGUAGCGGAAUCAGGUAUUAUCAUUCGCCGAUAGUUCGUUAACUCGUGAAGUUCAUUCAUCGCGCGCUGGCAUGCGCAUAGUGUAGUGUGUGUAAACUGUUUCCCACGUGUACCUCUAAUCUAUAAAUGGUGA